Messenger RNA from Ahaetulla prasina, 4254 nucleotides. RefSeq names its product paired like homeobox 2A (gene PHOX2A). Bases 4 to 861 code for a protein of 285 amino acids. NCBI's taxonomy places the organism in Eukaryota, Metazoa, Chordata, Lepidosauria, Squamata, Colubridae. The record is from RefSeq and is a predicted model, not a curated record. Gene Ontology annotation, molecular function: DNA-binding transcription factor activity, RNA polymerase II-specific; RNA polymerase II transcription regulatory region sequence-specific DNA binding. The transcript is spliced from 3 exons. Gene Ontology annotation, biological process: regulation of transcription by RNA polymerase II.
GCCAUGGAUUACUCCUACCUGAACUCGUACGACUCGUGCAUGGCGGCCAUGGAGGCGUCGGCUUACGCGGACUUCAGCUCCUGCAGCCAGGCCGGCUCCUUCCAAUACAACCCCAUCCGCAGCUCCUUCGCCGCCAGCCCGGCCUGCCCGCCGCUCGCCUCCGCCAGCUGCGCCCUGGGCGCCCUGCGCGACCACCAGCCUUCGCCCUACGCCGCAGUCCCGUACAAGUUCUUCUCCGACCCUUCCACCAUCAACGAGAAGAGGAAGCAGCGAAGGAUCCGGACCACUUUCACCAGCUCGCAGCUCAAGGAGUUGGAGAGGGUCUUCGCCGAGACCCACUACCCGGACAUCUACACCCGGGAAGAACUGGCUCUCAAGAUCGACCUCACCGAGGCCCGAGUGCAGGUCUGGUUCCAGAACCGCAGGGCCAAGUUUCGGAAGCAAGAACGGGCCUCCAACGCCAAAGGGCAGAACGGUGGCAACAACAACAGCAGCAGCUCGGCGGCAGGCAAGAAGCCGGACCCCCGAUCCUCCUCGGAAGAUGACGAGUCCAAGGAGUCCAACUGCAGCCCAACACCAGACAGCACAGCCUCCCUGCCCACCGCCGGGGGCCUGAACAGUCCUGCCGACAGCCUGAGCCCCAGUCCUGGCACGGGGCAGCCAGGCCUGGGCGCUGGGCACGUCACCCCCACCCUCAAGUCUCCCCUGUGGGCGGGCGUGAGCACCAGCAAUGGAGGCACCAACACAGCCGAGCUGCUGAAGGCCUGGCAGCCCUCGGAAGCCGCCAUGCCCGGACCUUUCUCCGGCGUGCUGUCCUCCUUCCACAGGAAGCCAACUCCACUCAAGGCCAACCUCUUCUAACAGAAGCACAACCACAUACUGCUGACCCACAACUGUCCCCUCCCUCCCAUCACUGCCGGAGGUCCUGCCCUGCUUGCCCCCAAGGCUGCAGAGUCAACUCGGGAAUCUCAGCUUGAACUUCAUGAGCAGCAGCACCUCUGGACAUCCUGGCCAAGCCAGCUCUGAAAUGGCUUCAAACAGUCCUGGACAAUGAUGACCAGCACACCCUCCGUUUUUGUUGAGACCUGUUUUCUUGUCAUCUCCUGCCCUGGGGGUGGAACCAAGAAUGGACCACCCAGUCUCCAAGAAGGAGAUCCAGGGCUUCAAUGGGCAUCUUGGGUGGUUGAACUGUCCCAUCUUUUUCAUGAAAGUCAACCUCGGAGUUUUGGUGGACCAGCCAAGCUUCUCCGUUCCUCCAGGAAGCUGCUCAGGAUGUUUCCAUUGGUGCAGGAGGAAGAAUAACCUGUGGUCCACCGAAUUGGCUGGACUACACCUCCUCUCAUCCCCUGCCCGAAUGUUCACUAGGCUGUGGUUGAGAGAAGGUGAAGUCCAGCACAUCAGCUUGGUUGAAGUGCCUGUCUAUCUACAGCUGAGCUUGGUGGCACCCGUGCACUUCGCAAAACUUGACGGAAGUCUUCAGGUAGGCUGACAGCUGGUCGGAUAAGAACUUUGACAAGAGACAACUGCUGAAUUCCCACAGGCUUCCCGUGGGCUUCUGGAGGCUGGCUGAGUGGAUGAACUCACCUCUGCAAGUAGGAGAGGCUCUACAUCUCCCCCAAGAAGGAGGCAAGACUGUGCCUCCUCAUCCCCCUCCUCUUUCUUUUCCUCCCAAUGGACUCUGGGCUUCUUUCUAGCAAUGGGGUGAAGGUCCUGUUUCCUCAUCUUGAAUCUCCCACAGAGAUGGGAAAAGAGCGCAAGGCAAGGCUAUUAUUGUCCUUUAUUUAUAUUCCCACCACCUUCCUGGUCUCGCCAUGCCCAGCUCAGAAGCUUCCAAAGAGCCGGGUGGUGAUACAGAAUACAGAACUCCGGAGUUGAAAGGGACCUUCUAGUCCAACCUCCUGCCUGAGCAGGAUACCCUACCCUAUGUCAGACAAAUGGCUGCCCAGGUUCUUCUUGAAGCAAGGGCUUCAUGGAUAGAACUUGGCUAUUUUUUAAUCAGUGGAGAAGAUGAUUUGUCCCUCUUGCACAAUGGGUCAAGAGGGGACAGAGCUCUGAAGCUGCUUGGAGAAGAAGAGAAGGGACCUCUAGAUGAGGGUAACAUGUCAUUCCUUCUUGCUACACCUUUGCUUUGACUUGGGGUUGAUCCAUCUUAAGGUCCUCACCGCCAUCAAAGUGGGCACCAGCCAGAGCACAGAACAACUCAAAGAAGUUGUCCAGGAUUGGAAGAAGUGGAGAGACCUGGUUCAUGGAAUCACCGAGAGUUGGAAACAACUGAAUGGAUAACAUCAUUGUCAUGAAUCUCACCAUCAAUAGGGAAGAAGUUCUUGAGGUUGGCAAUCCAUAUUGCAAACAUGGCUGAGAUCUGAACAUUUGGGGGGUGGGGUGUCUUGCUAUCUGCACAGGGGUCUUGUUGAAUCAUUUUCUUCCUCAAUAUCAAUAGAUUUCUGUCCCAUUCACAGAUUGGACUGGGAAUGACCACAGUGUGGUAAUCCAGCUGGGCUGCUUUGCUUCAGAGAGGGGCCUUGGGGUAUCGCCCACCCCCAAAUCCUGCCUUUAGAACAGCAGUGAAGAUGAAGCAGUGAAGCAGGACCAGGGAUGUGGGGAGCUUCUUCUGGAAAUGGCUGAUUUAUGGCUGCCUGGAGCUGAAACCUUUGCUGGAGUUCAGGAAGGAAACCAAGUUCCAUGAGGACAAUGGUUCACUGAGCGUCCACCGUAAGUCCUGCUUCCCCAGACUUGUGUCCAUAAAACUGUGCCUCACUCCAACUUGGAACCUUGAUAAGGAAAGGAAGCUGUUGGAGAACCUCAACAGGUUUGUUCUUUCCACUGCUGAUGGGUUUUGAAGAUUCAGUUGCAUUGGCCUUCAACUCCUACAAUCCCUACAGGUUGACCUGAAGGACGUGUGCAGAAUGCAGAACCUAGAGAAAAAAAAUAGGUCCAUGACAGGAGAUCCAGAGGAUUCAUCUACAAGGUUCUAACCAGAUUCAGCAAGGCACAAUUCACCAAACCCAAGAGACAUUUAACUAACAAUGUGCAAAUUCAGCUACUUGGUAUUGGGUCAUCUCUUUGAGGAAGAACAUACCACUCUUCUCCACUGGUCAGAGCCUCUUUUGACUUCAUAAUUUGGCCAAGAAUAAUUCCAGCUCCCAGAAGGAACUAAUCUGUUGUUCUGGAAGCCCAGAACACAGCCCUUGAAGAGAACCUGGCCAACAGUGUCCUUCCACCUCCUUUUGAAGACCAAGGUAGCAGAAGCCUUUAGUAUGGACAGCAUUCUCUGGCCCUUCAGCAGCAACAAUACCCUCAUGCAAAAACUCUAGAAAUGGCAGAGAGGUGACCUGGACGACCACAAAUCUGCAAAGAUGCUACUGCUGUGGUCCUGGAUGGACAUCUAUCCUCUCCAAAGAACGGGCUCUACUGCCCAUUGCUGCCAACCUGGUGCCACAGUGGGAGAUGCAGACACCAUAGUCACAUCUCUAAGGAGGACAACCUCAGCAGGUACCCUUAGAUACCUUCUGCCCUUUGAUUGUCUUGCUCUUGCUUUAGCACCUGGGUGUAGAGGGGGUGGGGAGGGCUCUUCAAAGCCCCCUCUGGUUUUGGAGGAGUUCUGGCCUUCCAGGCAAAGUGUUGCUGAAACAGGCCCAUCUCUGCCUUGGCCCACCCAAGGUUGGAGGGCUUUGGGACUGCCUUGAAGAAGGGGGGUUCCAAGGGGGCAGGAGUAUUCUUGCCACCUCCUGCCAAGAACGUGAAGGGCCCAGGGGUCAAAGCCUUGGACUCCUACAGCAGCUGAGGAGAGGGAAUCUUCUCAGAAGCUUCCGUCUUCUGCUGAGUGAGAUGGCGAGAGGGCCUUCUCCCCUCUCCAAGCUGCUGCCUUGGCAGACAAACAUCACAUUUGGUCCAUGUCACCGGCAGCCCACAAAUUUGAUUCUGGCUUGCCCACAGAAUAAGGCUGAAGCCACUACUGACCACUACUACUGAGAGACAAAGAGAGCAGAUAUAAGUGAGUUGGUUAAAUGUCCCCUCUGCCCUUGGCAGUGUUAAUCUUGGGAGGCCUUGCGUCUCUGUGUGCAUGCAGUUUUGUGCGUGUGGGUGCCGGAAACAUUGUCUAAACCAGGAGAAGAGAAUAUCUGUAGCUCAGGUUUGAACUAUCAGGUCUUUGGUGCUCUUUGAGCUGGGUUGCUUUCUUACAGAUGUUUCAUGACCCAACUAGGUAACAUCAGCAGUGCUAGAAGCAAAUGGGGUUUGUGUAAAGGAGGAGGA